CGCUGCGGUCCUUUCCCUCACGGACCCCGAGCGCCGGCGGCGGUUACAGGCGGAAGAAGUGGGAGGUGGGGAUAAGGAAGUUGUGAGGGAGUACUUUAAUAACUCGGGGUUCCAGAGGUGGAAGAAGAUUUAUGGAGAGACGGAUGAUGUGAACAAGGUGCAGCUUGAUAUCAGGCUCGGGCAUUCGAAGACUGUGGAGAAUGUGAUGAGGAUGUUGACGGAUGAGGGGUCUCUGAAUGGGGUGACUGUGUGUGACGCUGGGUGUGGGACUGGGUCUCUCGCGAUUCCCUUGGCAAAGGAGGGGGCUAUUGUGUCCGCCAGCGAUAUUUCAGCUGCUAUGGUGGCAGAGGCAGAGAAGCAGGCCAAAGAGAACUUAUCAGUAAGGGGUGGUGAUUUGGAGCCCGUGAUGCCAAAAUUUGAGGUGAAGGAUUUGGAGAGUUUAAAUGGAAAGUAUGACACUGUGGUGUGUCUAGAUGUUUUGAUACACUACCCGCAGAGUAAAGCGGAUGGGAUGAUUGCCCACCUGGCUUCAUUGGCUGAAAAGCGACUAAUUCUGAGCUUUGCUCCAAAGACAUUUUAUUAUGAUCUUCUAAAGAGGAUAGGAGAGUUGUUCCCUGGGCCAUCAAAGGCAACAAGAGCAUAUCUUCAUGCAGAAGCAGAUGUGGAGAGGGCAUUGAAUAAGGUUGGGUGGAAAAUAAAGAAGAGAGGUUUAAUAACUACACAAUUCUACUUUGCAAGGCUUGUUGAGGCUGUUCCUGCAUAGAGGGAGGAGAGAUAGAUUUCAGUUUGGUUUUAUUUUACUCGUUCUGUUUCUAGAAAUAUUAGCAAAUGCCCCAGGUUUCUUUGUAAAGCCCUUAUUUGUCUUCCAAUGCCUUCAUUAAUUGCUGUCAUACCUGUAUUGUACUUUAGA
This is a messenger RNA of Rubroshorea leprosula, 910 nucleotides long. The record is from the annotation of a GenBank genome assembly. Lineage: Eukaryota; Viridiplantae; Streptophyta; Magnoliopsida; Malvales; Dipterocarpaceae.